UAGGAAAUGGAGAGGAAAGGGGCCUUAUCGAUACGUUAGCGCGCUGCAAAUUUAGUGCCGAUAUAUUUUUAGUUGCGGCACCGACGUUUUCAUGGUGGACUAAUGCUGAUUUUUAUAACCCAUGGAGUCCCAUGAGGAAAAGCCCAUCAUCUACACCAUGGAGAACAAGCCGAUUGUAACGUGUGCUGGAGACCAGAACCUCUUCACUGGUCUCUAUGGUCUCCUGUCACAGCAGCUGCCCAGAGAACCGAUGGAGUGGAGAAGGUCAUAUGGCCGAGCGCCGAAAAUGAUCCACCUGGAGGCCAACUUUGUCCAGUUCAAAGAGGAGCUGCUCCCAAAGGAGGGGAACAAAGCCCUCCUCACGUUCCCUUUCCUGCACAUCUACUGGACCGACUGCUGCGACACAGAGACGUACAAGGCAUCUGUGAAGGAAGACAUGCAGCGGUGGCAGGGCGCGCUGCGUCUGCACGGCUCCACCGACUGGCUGGUGGUGGUGGUGGAGAGCGACGGCAAGAAGAAGAACAAGACCAACAUCCUGCCACGCACCUCCAUCCUAGACAAGAUCCGCAACGACUUCUGCAAUAAGCAGAGUGACAGGUGCGUAGCACUGUUGGACCCCCUGAAAGACUCAUCCCGUUCUCAGGAAUCGUGGAACUCCUUCCUGACGAAACUGCGCACCCUACUUCUCAUGUCCUUCACGAAGAACCUGGGCCGCUUUGAGGACGACAUGCGCACGCUGCGAGAGAAACGCACCGAGCCUGGCUGGAGCUUCUGUGACUACUUCAUGGUCCAGGAAGAGCUGGCGUUUGUGUUUGAGAUGCUACAGCAGUAUGAAGACGCGCUCGUCCAGUACGACGAGCUAGACGCUCUCUUCACUCAGUAUGUGCUCAACUUCGGCGCAGGAGACGGAGCCAAUUGGCUGGGCUCGUUCUGCCAGCCUGUGCGCGCCUGGAGUGGCCUGCUGCUUCGGCGGCCCAUCGACAUGGAGAAGCGGGAGGUGAUCCAGCGCGGCGAGGCCUCGCUGCUGGACCUGCGCAGCUACCUGUUCUCCCGCCAGUGCACGCUGCUCAUCUUCCUACAGAGGCCCUGGGAGGUCACACAGAGGGCUCUGGACCUUCUACACACCUGCGUCCAGGAGCUGCGGCUGCUGGAGGUGUCUGUCCUGCAGGGGGCGCUGGACUGCUGGGUGUUCCUCAGCUGCCUGGAGGUGCUGCACCGCAUAGAGGGCUGCUGUGACCGCUCCCAGCUGGAGGCCAACUUCUCUCACACCGUGGGCCUCUGGACGUACGCUACGGAGAAGCUGAAGUCCCUGGGCUACAUGUGUGGCCUGGUGUCGGAGAACGGGCCCAGCUCAGAGGAGCUGAACCGAACGGUGGACCUGCUUGCUGGCCUUGGGACAGAGAAACCAGAGACAGUCAACAGUCUCCAGAGCCCAUAUAAAAAACUCAAAGAAGCUUUAUCGUCAGUGGAAGCGUUUGAAAAACACUACCUGGAACUGUCCCAUGCUGCGCUGGAGAUGUACAGAGCCAUCGGGAGGCUCCGCUCGGGCCGCCUGGUUGGGAAGAGCCUGGCUGAGUUCUACAUGAGGAAGGGUGACCCCCAGAUGGCACAAACCUUCUUGCAGGAUGCCCUGAAGUCGUAUACAGCGGAGGGCUGGAGCUUGCCCAUCACACACACGCGCAAACAGAUCGCCGAGUGUCAGAAACAGCUCCAAAAGACAGAGGACUACCUGCAGACGAGUGCUCUGCUGGCCAGCGAUGCCAACCUGUCAGACGAGGAGAGGAAGCACUUCUGCCAGGAGAUCCUCACCUUUGCCAGCCAGGCCUCAGAGGGCAAAGACCAGUGCAUGGCUCUAAGCAUGACUGCAUUUGCACAGCUCCGGGAGCUUCAGUUUCACCCUUCAGCCGCGACAGUGCACAUUGGCGCCGCCCUGCAGCUGGAGCUGCGUCUGUGCAGCCUGAUGCCGGUUCCGGUGCACCUGGAGCAGCUGGUGUGCACCGUCCACUACUCUGAGAUACGGCCUGCCCCCGCCGGCUCCCAGCGCCGUCCAGCGCUCAGCCCGGACGGCACAGUCACCUUCCCAGCCACAAGCCCCUCACGCGGGGCAGCGCCCGGCCCGGCCGCCCCCGCCUUGGAGCUCCAGGAGAUACAGGACCGUAGCCCCUCGGACAACGCGCUCAACUCCACUGGCGUCGUCUGCAAGAACGUACACCUGCUGAUGCGCAUCAACGACAACCCCGCCUCCCUGGACCCGCCCAGCGCCGCCGCCUCCGCCAUCACUGUGGAGGAUGGCGCAGAGAUGCUGAAGGCCAACGAUGUGACACUGCUGCCUGGCAACAACAGCAUCGUCUUCUCAGCGCCAAGUCUGAAGGCUGGCUCCUACACCCUGCGCCAGCUGUGUGCUACCGUUGGCCAGGUGCAGUUCGUGCUGCCCCACAUUUACCCCAUAGUGCAGUACGACGUCUACUCCCAGGACCCUCAGCUGACCGUUGAACCCCUCACAGAGAGCCUGCUGGCUGGGCUCCCUCAGCGAGUGAAGUUCACCAUCCUGACGGGCAACUACACCGUGAAGAAGGGUGAUGCCCUGCAGCUGAGUAACUCCGACUCCAUGCCCAUCCUGCACUCCUCCGCCUGUUCCGCCUGCAUUCUCACCAGCACCGGAGACCAGGUGGGAGAGGCUUCCGUGUCUAUCCAGUCCUCGGAGAAGGUGACGAGCAUCUCUUUGCCGCAGACUCCACCCUACCACACACUGGAGUUCCAGCUGGAGGUGCUGUGCCAUAUACCAUCAGCCCCAGCACGGGCUGAAAGUGAGCGCCUCACCAACGGCGAGGUCCGCCACCGGCCCAAGAACCGAACACGCUACAACAGUGGCAUGGCCUCCAUUGACCAGAAGGUGUCUGUUGACUGUCCCUGGUCUAUAUACUCCACACUCAUAUCCCUCACCUUCUACACGCCCUUCAAAGCUCAGCACUCGCUACUGUCUGCUGGGAAAAGGAAGUACAUUCAAGUAUGCCUCCGCAACGUGUCAGACACAAACUUCCGCCUGGCCAAUCAGACGCUCGCAGACCACCAGUGUACGCCUUCACUGCAGCUGCUCUCUCUCAAUGCUAAAACGCACCAGCUGGUGUAUAGUAAGCAGUGUGUGUACAGCCUGUGGGAAGUGAAGUGGGCCACCGAGCCACCGUCGUGUUUGCAGUGUGUGUUUACUGCCAGCUUCUCACCAGCUGAUGCACCGGACACUGCGCUUAAACCCUACAGAUAUGAGUUCCAGAUCGAAAGAGUCACGACACUAUACAGUGUGAAGGCAGAGAUCCAGCCUGCAGUGGGGGAACAGCACUGCCACGCUGGAGCCCUCUGUCGGCUGGAGGUCUCAAUCACACGUGUGAUGGACCCCAGCGAGGCAGAAAGGGAGGAUGAGGAGUACACAGAGAGUGAAGGCCUCCGCACAACCAAGUUGAUGUAUGAGGUGGUGGAUAACAGCAGUAAUUGGGCCGUGUGUGGGAAGAGUUCAGGCCUGGUGUCCAUGCCUGUGGCUGCCAUGGCGACUCACAAGGUUCAGAUGGAGGUCAUGCCACUGUUUGCAGGCAAGCUCCCCUUCCCCAGCAUUAAAGUGUCCAAGUACCUGGCCCACAGUGCACCACCCACCACUCAGCCAGAAGCAGACUCCUGCCUGGAGAACGACAACCUCUCCCUGCUGGACAAGGGUCUGGAGGACCAGGGUGACACGGCCAGCCUGCGCAGCCGGGGCAGUGUUCACUCCCUGGGCAGUGGCGAGCAACAGCAGAGGGGUCCACCCAUGCCCAGGCUGGAGUCCUUCAGCCCGGGCCAGGUGUUCAACUGCAGCAUGGCACGCCAGGUCUUGGUGCUCCCCAGCACAGAUGACCACGUGCUAGAGGUCAACGUCACAUGACAUGAGUGGAAGGCCCCGCCCCGCCUGGUCCUGGACCCUGGUUUCUGUGAUAUCGCUGGACAGGAGACUGGGGAGGGGAGGGGUUCUGGUGUGGGACAGUGGGGCGUCCCUAUCCCUGGACUCGGUGGGCGGGCGUUGGAUGUAGGCUGAGCCUGAUCGCAGAAACACAAAUACAUCGCAGGAACCUGAGAAUCCAUUUGCUGUCUUAUUGUUUCGGUCUUAUUUGUUCUCUCCAUUUCCUGUUUACUCCCACACUGGGAGGUGUACCUAACUGGAAAGCUCGCAGUGUCCUCCCCCUUCUCUCACCUCCCCUGUUCAACUUCCUGCAAGAGAAGCUUUCGUUACUACGACUGUGACUAGAGUCCCACUAGCAGACAUGCAUCCACGCACAUGGACCUUCACGGUGACUUGUGGAAGGGUUCGCAGACAUUGUGAGCUUAUUCUGGGAAACCCUGUGCAUGUGAGUUGUGGGAUGUUUUACUUUACUGCGUCUGACCCCUGGCUCGCAUGCAUCACUGUGCUCCAGAACACAGCCGACCUGUGACAGGUGGAAAAAGACGGGAGAAGGGAUGGGGUCAGGCCUUGCUGAGCUACUGUUUAAAACCCACUGGGUCAUGUUCUCCGUCGCGCUUAACUUCCGGUGUUCUGUGUGUUUGCGCGUGUGCGUUUGUGCGUGUGCAUACAUGGAGAAAGAGGAUGACGUUAAAGUAGCUACCCACACACACACACACACACACACACACAGCCCAUCCUGUUAAAUCAUAUUCCUGUGCAAGUCACCCUCCAGCCCUGUACAUAGUGUUAAAUACGUAGAUAUUACUGAAUGAUGAAUCACUUAUAACUGCAUAGGCUGCACCAAUGCACCAAAUACAAUUUGAGGAAAGGCCGACUUGCAGCUUUGAGUCACAGAUUCUGAAGUACUCAGUCACUUCUUUGGCGGGGGGAAUAUUUUUGCCCUGGUUUGGUUUUGUAGUUUUUUUUUUUUAUUUUAAAGGUGGUGGACUUGGGAGACACCUCAGAAGAAAGACUCAGACUGUACUUCACUGUCAGUGACUGUAGACAUUUGGCCUGAAGUUCCUAAUCAUGCGGGUUGGCUGCAGUGUUCAUUUGCACAUACUUCUUGACAUGCUGUCUUUUUUGGGCUUUUUGUUGGAAUUUUUCCUCUCCAAUUUGUUUUUAGCUAUUCUGUUGCUAUAGCAACCCAUUUCAUUGCAAAAAUGAAUAGCUAUUGCAAAAAUUGCAAUAACUAACUCAAAUCAAGCUCCAUGACCUCAAUACGUCUAAUGGCACUGUUGUGGACAAUUAUCUGGCAUAACCAAUAUACCGUUUAACCCUUUCAGGAGCGUCUCCACCAACUCCAGAAUUCUCUGCAGAGAAUGACCAGUUGCUUCCAUCACACUACCAAAAGAACCAUCACCUCUGUGACAUGUCAAUCAUGCAUUUGUGUGACAUUUGUUACUCCUGAGAGGGGUUACCACAUAAUGCCAGUUCACAGGUGUCCAUUUUUGUACUGUGCUGUCUGUGAGAGGUUUGUGUUGGUUCUGUGUUUUUGAGUGAAGUACAUUUUACAGUGCUUACAUGAUUUAGAAAAUUAAGAGAAAAUUAUCAAGUGAGGAUUUUGGGGUUAAAAAGAAUUAUAUAUAUAUAUAUAUAUAUAUAAUAUAUAUAAUAUAUAAUUUUUUUUUUUUUUUUGGAUGCCAAGUUAGUAAUUACAACUUGUCUAAACCUCAGUGUCAAGGUGAUUGGCUUUGGGUUUCUGUGCAGUGGAGACUGGGGCCUGUGAAGGCUGAAGCCUAGAGGCUGUGUCCCAAAUAGCUGGACACACCCCAUUUCCUACUUUGUGAGAUAAUGUGUAAAAUGGUUUAGGGCAGAUAAUUCAUAACACCCAAGCAUGUGGGAUUUCCAUGCGUCAUAUGUAGAAAGGCUGCCCCUUCCCCCCCCUUGUUUGCUUUGUCUGAAAUGUUUGGUUCUCUUGGCAGAAGAGGGCUUGUCUGGGGCAGAAGACUCAUAAAAGAACAAGGUGCAAAUUAAUUGCGUUGUUGCUUGUGUGCGUGUUGCAGAUCCUCUGAGUUUCAUGUCUAGCGCGGUAUUUAUUCUGUGAAUAAAUCUUUCCUCUGUCUCAGA
Molecule: messenger RNA, 6034 nt
Organism: Electrophorus electricus (electric eel)
Lineage: Eukaryota; Metazoa; Chordata; Actinopteri; Gymnotiformes; Gymnotidae
Gene: trappc10
Product: trafficking protein particle complex subunit 10
Biological process (GO): intra-Golgi vesicle-mediated transport; early endosome to Golgi transport
Cellular component (GO): TRAPPII protein complex
Source: RefSeq, a predicted model, not a curated record